Messenger RNA from Prorocentrum cordatum, 996 nucleotides. The record is from the annotation of a GenBank genome assembly. NCBI's taxonomy places the organism in Eukaryota, Dinophyceae, Prorocentrales, Prorocentraceae.
CCUCGCUUGCCCUUCGACCCCUCGCACAAAGAGAACGCCAAGCUCCACGCCCCAAGUCGCACGCACUCUUACCUUCUGGCGAUGCGACGCACGACCGCAUCGCAUGCGGCGGGUCACGCUGCAGUAGCUGCAUCCUCCUAGAUGCGUCCCCCCUUUCCCCUCACCCCCCUCUCGCCGGAAGAGGCAACAACAACAAAAAACGCGCUCAGUGGCAUCUCCCCCAACCUCGCCGUCUACGACGUGCAGACCGGCAAGGUCUUGGUGAAGGCCAGCAACGUGCACGAACAUUUCAUCAACAUCAGCCGCUUCUGCAACACCAACCCGCACGUGUUCGCCACGUCGUCAUUCGACCAUACCUGUAAGGUCUGGGACCUGCGGCGCCCCAUCCUGCACGACAAGCCCGUGAAGACGCUGGUGACAGGAGGCCAGAACGUGAUGUGCACGUUCUCCCCAGACGACAAGCACAUCCUGUGCAGCGGCGUGGACACGCGGCUGUCGCAGUUCGAGACGCAGUCGUGGCACCAGUGGCCGGAGCGCUUCCCGCUGCGCGAUCCGCUGCACCGCGAGAGAUACCGCCGCUCCACGUACACGGCCAGCGGGCAGCACUUUAUCACCGCCGCCACCGAGGAGUCCCACAUGCACCUGAUGUCCGUCAGCGGCAAGAAGUUGGGCGUGGUGGACUUCCGCGGGGUCAUCAAGGACCAGGCGCCUCUGCACCGUGCGCCGCGGUCGCCCGCCUCGGCGGCGCGGGGCGCGCUGGUGAAGGGCUCCGUGCAGCUCGACGACGCGGACCCAAACGGGGGGUCCAGCCGCAACAACCACGAGUUCGUGCAGUCUAUCCGAGCACACCCGGAGCUGAACAACCGCUUCGGGGUCCUCCUUACGCUGGCCACAGGCGAGCAGUCGUACGUCGCCAUGGUGGACGUGGACCGGCGGGCGCUCCUGAGCGAGUCUCUGUAGGAGCCUCCACCUCAUUCGCUUCCUCCUCCUAUUUAC